Messenger RNA from Mya arenaria, 739 nucleotides. RefSeq names its product complement C1q-like protein 2. The transcript has 4 exons. Gene Ontology annotation, molecular function: protein binding. The coding region runs from base 104 to 739 and encodes 211 amino acids. NCBI's taxonomy places the organism in Eukaryota, Metazoa, Mollusca, Bivalvia, Myida, Myidae. The record is from RefSeq and is a predicted model, not a curated record.
AAAAGGUAUGGACGGGUUGUAUAUAUAUAUAUCAAACACACAGUCUGAAGUGAACAAACGAGUUAUUUUUCAGUUGUUUCAGUUGCAACACUGAUUAUCAAAAAUGAAUCCAGUUUUCAUCGGAGCCCUGCUUACUGUAUGUCUGAGUAAUGGUGUACACGGAAAGGCCAAACCUUGCAACCAACAGCAUCGUGUGUUGUUGUCAAAGGUCAAGAGGCUUCAACGUACCGUUAAGGAACUGCAGCAACACCAAAGCCUUGAAAUGCGUACAGAUAAAGACGAAUUAUCUCAGCUAGCAGGACCAGCCGAGCUUACAAACGUACAAUACGAUAGUGGUGAGUCCGGUUUCCACGUGACGUUGGAUAAACCACAAGAAAUAGAAACCAAAAUGCCUCUUAAAUUUGAUGACGUUGUGACAAACAUAGGCGGGGCUUAUGAUACACAAACCGGGAUCUAUACUGCUCCUGUGACUGGUACCUACAUGUUCACACUCAAUGCCGUCUGUGCUGCACGCAACUUUCUGCAUCUGGCCAUCUAUAAAAACGACGCGCCGGCGUUUAAUGUGAUAUGUGAUGAUUUAAAAGGGGAUAUACAACAUCAAGGUGGUGGCACCACGAUUUUGAGACUGCAAAGAGGUGACAAGAUAUAUGUAACUUUGAUGUUUCCGCUUGGAACUGUUGGUGAAGUCCGAGGUAAUGGAAUUACGUCAUUUUCCGGGUACCUGUUGAAAGAGUUAUGA